This is a messenger RNA of Fonsecaea multimorphosa CBS 102226, 696 nucleotides long. RefSeq lists its product as uncharacterized. NCBI's taxonomy places the organism in Eukaryota, Fungi, Ascomycota, Eurotiomycetes, Chaetothyriales, Herpotrichiellaceae. The transcript has a single exon. The coding region runs from base 1 to 696 and encodes 231 amino acids. The record is from RefSeq and is a predicted model, not a curated record.
AUGGAGCAAUUAAGUGCUCUCUCCUCGCAUGACCCGCGGUGCUUUGCCUCCAAGCCUCAGCCUCAGCCUCAACCUCAACCUCGACCAGAGACAACCUCUCAAUCCGCUGCAAGGCUCCUGUUCAAAGCACACUGGAAACUCAACACAGAAUCAGCCCGAGAGGAGCCCCGGUUACGGAGGCUACUCGGCCACAUAUCAGUCUACGAUCGAACGCGGACCUUUGCACAAGCACAAGUACAAGCAGAGUCACAGUCACAGACACAGCCAUCGGCAGAAACAAGACCGGAAGAAGAACCGAACGAGUUGUCUGUCUAUAUCCGACACCAAGUACCUUCGUUCAAGGAAUUUCAAGCCGCGCUCGAAGUCCAACUGGAAACAAUUGCACAAAUCAGAGCGGCGGCGGAGGCACAAUACAAGAACGCCGAGGAGUACAACAGUGACGAAGAAGAGGAAGAUGAUAGCGACUACGACAGCUGCGACGGAGAUUGGUCGGAUGAUGACGAGGACACCUCCGCCGAGAGCGACGACAGCAGUUGCACCGACUACGAGAGCGAGGGCCAACGGUCCGAAUGCUCGAGUCCCACAUUCGACUCGGCGCACGCCAAGUAUGACCAACUGCAGGAGGACGAGGACGAUGUCUGGGCCAUUCGCCCUCUGAUACCCCUCGUCAGCAAUCGCUCGGCAGACUCGGGAUAG